Dujonia railenensis is the source of this 348-nucleotide messenger RNA. The record is from the annotation of a GenBank genome assembly. NCBI's taxonomy places the organism in Eukaryota, Fungi, Ascomycota, Pichiomycetes, Serinales, Debaryomycetaceae.
AUGUCUGCCACUCAAAAGAGGAUUGCAUUACCAGCCCGUGUCGAGCCAAAGGUUUUCUUUGCCAAUGAACGUACCUUCCUUUCAUGGUUGAAUUUCACCGUUAUCUUAGGAUCUCUUGGAGUUGGUUUAUUGAAUUUUGGGGACUCCGUUGGUAGAAUUUCUGCUGGACUCUUCACCUUCAUUGCCAUGCUCACGAUGGUUUAUGCAUUAAUUACUUAUCAUUGGAGAGCCAAGGCCAUUAGAUUGAGAGGAUCUGGUCCAUAUGACGACAGAUUUGGACCAACUAUGUUGUGUUUCUUCUUACUUGUUGCAGUAGUGGUUAACUUCAUCUUGAGAAUAAGAGCUUAA